Messenger RNA from Physella acuta, 1881 nucleotides. Its product is annotated as NXPE family member 4-like. NCBI's taxonomy places the organism in Eukaryota, Metazoa, Mollusca, Gastropoda, Physidae. The record is from RefSeq and is a predicted model, not a curated record.
AUGCCAACAAAAGAAAAAUACUUUGUGCUUAUAUCGGGUCUCGCACUUAUAACAGGUGUAAUGCUUUAUAAUUUUCAGAGCUAUCCGACUAUUCGUUAUGAAUCGAUUCCAGUAACUGUACCAAGAUAUAAACUGGAGUCAUUGCUUCCCCAUGGUACGUUUGACGUACAUUUCUCUCUAGCGACGGAGCAAGAAUUCUGGGACACACACCCUAUUGAUAUCUAUGAAGCUUUUGCUCAACAUUCCUACAAGACGUGGGAUACCUGUAGAAAUACAUGCGAUGUCAAAGAGCCAGUGUGCAAGGCUAAUUCAAUUGGAGGCUUGUCAAAUUUAAAUGCGCGAGGGUUAAUAUAUAGAAAACCUUUUCUCGCGAGAGGGCAGUACGUCUAUGAAUGGGAGAAAAAAUAUUUGAGUUAUCCCCCUUUGACCGAUGCUAAAACGCUGCCAGAUUUGGAGUUGUCGAACGUGACAGUUGAAAACGCAAGACAAGGUGUGGUCAGGUGUAAGAUGCUUGAAACUAUACGCGGUCGUCUGGAUGUCGUGGAUGGGUACGGGCGUCAGAGAAGCAAGGGAGACGAUGUGGUCAGGGUUUGGAUGAAGGGAGAUAAUCCACAGUACUCUGUUGUUGGGGAAGUUACUGACUUACAGAAUGGCAGCUAUACUUUCUCCAUUAUGUGUUUGUGGAAUGGAACAUCCUCGAUAAAAGUAGCCAUUUCCUACCCACGGGAAUUUAUAAGAAUCGUCAUACACCAGAUUCACGUGGGUGUGGCCCGAUACAUGACAGCAACUUUCACCAAUAAACAAUUAACAGAGCACUCUGUUUGUUUCCACACCCCCAACAUACCUGGCUGGGAGUGUAUUUGUAACUUCAGCAAGUUUGGAUAUGAUAAUUACUACUGUGGUAGACCCAGGGAUCCCAGGUUGACCUGUGAUGAUUGGGUGUAUGGAAACUCUCUGAAUGUGGCGCCUCCUCAUGAUGUGACAGAUGCUGAACGCGACUUGAUUCGUUCCAUUAUGGGUACACCAGCACAGCGAGUAGUGAAACGUGAAAUAAAAGUUCUAAAUGCAAACACAGAUAACCUGCCUACACUCAAGCCUUGUCGUGAGUCUAAUAAAAACGUCACCUGGGUGAGAAAAACACCUAAAGGCUACUGGAGUUCCGGACAUGUCUGGAAUUCUCUUGUUUGUAAAAAGGAAGAAGCCAUCACAACACACUGGACCAGGAACUGUCUCCGGAACACGUCGGUCUGGAUCUUUGGAGACUCAAACGGAAGACUUGCAUAUUUCAGUUUCCUUGACAUGACAAAAUGUGUUAUAAAAGAAGGAGGGUACCCAGAUAGGGCAAGUUGUGUGAUUCCAGAGUACGGUAUUGACAUAACGUUACUCGCGCAUGAACCACCAAAAUAUGUUUUAACAAGAAGAAGCGACAACUUCACAGGAGUGCCAGACUUUAUCCAAACUCUGCCCAGAGACAGAAAACACGUCCUACUCAUCCAUUACUAUCUCCACUACACCGCCGCCCAUCUCAGUGUCCUGUCCUUACGCAUGAGGAAACUCAGGGAAGGCAUCGAGAGAAUGCUGCAGAAGAAUCCAAAUGUUUUAGUCGGUCUAAAAAUCCCUCACGUGACUUCUAAGUACUACCUCAACAACCACGCCGUGGGAGGGGACCCCCUCGUCCCCCAGUACAUCGAGAUGAUCAGGCAAAGGUUCAGAGGUCUAGAGGAUAAAGUCGUGUUUUUGGACUUGUGGGAGAUGUCCAUUGGAAUAGAAAAUGUCGAUUAUCAUCCACCACAAUACAUCAACCGUGAAAUGAUCAAGUGGCUUGAAACUACAACCAUUGCAUAUCCAAGUCGCUGUAACAAGCAAAUAAGAACAAUCUAA